AUGGAUUACAAUGGGGAAGCCAGGCCGGGGGAUUUCCAUGCCGGCUAUCAAGAAAUCGAAGGGAUAAACUUGGGAUACUUACAGAUCAAUGGCACCCAGAUGUUUGCUUUGGCCCAGGUCCUCAGCGACCUGUUUAAGGAUAUCCCCAGGACCACCAUCAGCAAGAAGAUGGAAACCUUAAAGAUCAAGAGCCGCCGCUGCGAUCUCAAAGAGCUCCGGACCCUCAAAGCCAUCAACUCGGUGCCCACCCGCGCCGUGAAGUGCUCCCUCAUCUCCAAGGCGGACCUGGAGGCUCUCUGCACCUCCUGCAAGAGCCUCAGCCCCCGGCGGAGGAAGAGGAAGAGGAAGACAGCUCUGGGCCAGGACUUUGCGAGCAUCAACUUUGGAAAGUUUGAGCCCGGCUCCAGCCCUGAGCUCGGGGGCUCAGCCGCUGCCGGAGCUCCGGCCCCGGGCUCGGCCCCGCAGCCCCCGGCUCCGGAGCUGGCGGGGAGCCCCUCGCCGGUCCCCCCCGGGGAGACGGGGAGGGAACCCCGGCGGGAGCACUUUGACCGCCUGAUCCGGCAAUCCAAGUUGUGGUGUUACGCCAAAGGGUUCAACCUGGACGGGAAAAGUUUGCGGCACGGAGGGAGGACGGAGCCCUGUAAAACCGCAGAGCUCAAAUCCCCCGGCUCCAAAAGAGCAGAGAGCCCCAGCACCUUGUCAAACAAAGCUUUGAGGGGCAAUGGCUCGGAAAGGAAUGCCAAGCGCAGACGCCUCGCCAGAGGCGCUGAGGCAGAAAGGCAACAGAGCUCCUCUAAAGGGAGGCCACAAAAGACUCCGAGGAGGAAUGCCAAAAAGGGAAACACUCAUUGCAAACGCCUCGGCAGCGCCGGGCCAACCCCGCCUCGGAAUUCCUUCAGCCUCAUGGGCAACUUCCCCUGUAUUCCCUCCCUGGUCGUGGGGGAAGAUGGGGACCUGUGUCCUGCCUCUUCCCUGGGGGUCAAAAACUCCUGGGCCCUCUCCAAAACUCACCCGUUGUGGAGCUGGCACCUGGGGGGCAACGCCAUCCCCGUGCCCCCCAGCCUCAAAUUCCGGGGCUAUAGCUUGGAGGAUCUCUAA
This is a messenger RNA of Charadrius vociferus (killdeer), 1098 nucleotides long. RefSeq names its product chromosome unknown open reading frame, human C17orf96. The coding region runs from base 1 to 1098 and encodes 365 amino acids. The record is from RefSeq and is a predicted model, not a curated record. The transcript is spliced from 3 exons. Lineage: Eukaryota; Metazoa; Chordata; Aves; Charadriiformes; Charadriidae.